UUAGAGCAAACAGGGAAGCUUGAACUUGCCUUCCUCGCCCAUGUGCGUUAGGUAUCCGAAUUUCGGCCUACACACGAGGUCCGGUUUCGAGAGUAGUUAGUGCUCAAUUAAAUUGGUUUUUUCCUUGUUUUAUGGUCGGAUUAUUAUCAGGCAUCAUGAGUGAUAGUAGUGAUAGCGAUUCGGGCUCAAUGCCAGAACUUGUAGAUACUAUAGAUGGGUCCGUCGAAGAACCGGAGACGUUCAUGAAAGGCUUCCUAGCCGUUACGCCGGACGAUGCUGACAGUUCAGGAAUUGAAAAUUUGUGCAAGCAACUCUUUAAACAUUUUGAAGUUGAUGUUAAAGAGCUGGCGGAACUUCUCGUUCGACAGAAUUAUGUGACCACCGUGUUGAAGGAAGAAGUUGAUGAACCUGCGGCAGAUCCGGAUGAUGAUGGGACAGUGUAUGGUGUGUACAGCGCAGUGAAUCUGAAGAAUAACAAGGAUAAUCCUUUCGUGAAGCAAGUGGUUAAUUGGAUGUUGACACAUGCUGGACAAUCAGUUGAAGGAAAUGUUCUAAAACAAUUACUUGACUUUGAGGGUAAUCAUCCAAACACGACUGGAUUACUGAUCAAGGAGAAAGUGGUCAACAUUCCGGGGGUGGCGACUUGCCCAUUCAUGAAACAGUUGAUAAAUGAUUUGGAAACUGCCACUGAAAAUGGAAUGCAGUAUAAUUUCACUCAUUUUGUUCAUGUGGCAAAAAUGGUAAAAAUUAAACACGAGCCCGAGUAUUUCGUCGAUCAAGACGACGAAAUAAUUCAUAAGAACCACACUCGAUUCUUCGAUGUCAAUUACCCAUCAUCCGUUGACUCAGGCAUAAUUUUCCAGAAUCAGUCUGGCAGUUCUAUCUAUGGAAAAGCCUUUCGUCGGAUUUACGUGUUCACUAAGGCACAACUGACUGACUUCAUGAAUGAGCUUCAAAAUAUCGAAGGUAUGAAUAACCUGAUGGCAGAAGCUGCAAGCAGUGGAUUGAAAAUAUAACGUGAUGUUAUUCUGACUUGUUAAAUUCAAAUACAUGACGAUGUAAUAAAAGCAUUUUUUCAUUUUUCAAAACCUA
Molecule: messenger RNA, 1092 nt
Organism: Folsomia candida
Lineage: Eukaryota; Metazoa; Arthropoda; Collembola; Entomobryomorpha; Isotomidae
Product: protein BCCIP homolog
Exons: 7
Coding region: 132-1016 (294 amino acids)
Cellular component (GO): nucleus
Source: RefSeq, a predicted model, not a curated record